UUGUUUUGAUCUUCAACCAACUGUGCCCAAUGUGCUAAAUGAUUUUCUAGUUUUUUGCAUAAAUAAAUCACCAGCUUUAUUCGAUAUAAUAAGCUCAUUGUAAACAUAUCGCAUAUAAAUAACAAGAAAGAAAUAAUCUUCAUGGCUUCAUCCAGUGGUGGUUCUUCUGGUUCAUCCAGCCUGCUCACAAAUUCUGGUAUGGGCACGGAUCUCCAGGCUGUGAUGGACCAGAAGAAGAGGAAGAGAAUGCUCUCUAACAGAGAGUCUGCAAGGCGUUCUCGGCUGAGGAAAGAUAAUUACCUGAAAGAUCUCAUGACAGAGAUAAGCCAGUUGAGAGAAAAAAAUGGCUUGAUCAGAACCUCUGUUAAUCUCUACGCACAGAACAAUCUGGUUCUGGAGAGUGAGAAUUCUGUUCUCAGGACGCAGAUUAUGGCUUCUGGAUGCUUCACCAAUCCAUGGAUUUCUGCUUAUGAGCCAGCUUACAAUGGCUUCACCAAAUUCGCUCCAGUUCUUGAUCAAGAUGAUUUUUUCCUUUUAUAAAUGCUGGAAUAUGAGCAGGUUUUGGUUCGACUAAGCCUCAGAUAUUGUGAAUAUUCUUAGUUUAUUUCAUUAGAAAGUUAUUAGGUGCAUGGUAUAUAAUUAUGUACUAACCGUGCUCUUUAUCAAAGAAAUUGUACACAGCUAGUACGAAUAUUUUUUAUCUUAAUAAUUUCUCUUAUUCUAUUGCUUUAAUGGUCAAUUAUAAUGGUUUAAGAUCGAUAAAUUGGUUUUGAUUUGCUGGAAUUGAAAAUUAUCUUAUAUGUUGAAGGGUUCUGAUCAGCCAUACAGUGUCUCUAGGAAGGGUGAAGCCAACAAUAUAUUAUUGUAGUUGGUUUGUGGUUUGAUUUUGUGAGAGAAUA
This is a messenger RNA of Phalaenopsis equestris, 899 nucleotides long. Its product is annotated as bZIP transcription factor 11-like. Gene Ontology annotation, molecular function: DNA-binding transcription factor activity; transcription cis-regulatory region binding. Gene Ontology annotation, cellular component: nucleus. The transcript is spliced from 2 exons. Gene Ontology annotation, biological process: positive regulation of DNA-templated transcription. The coding region runs from base 142 to 540 and encodes 132 amino acids. The record is from RefSeq and is a predicted model, not a curated record. NCBI's taxonomy places the organism in Eukaryota, Viridiplantae, Streptophyta, Magnoliopsida, Asparagales, Orchidaceae.